ACGACUGCAAAGCAAAACAACUGUCAAAAUAUUUUUUUUUUGUUGGAAUAAGAACAAAUGGCGGAUGUUUGUUUUUAAAGCCUUGACCGCGUUCAAUUUUUUCAUCCGAUCCAUCAAAAUAAUUUUCAUUCGCAUUAAAUUUAAUAAAAAAAAUUAACUAGUAAAUCAAUUUAUAUUAAUUAAUUAAAAACAUUUGUUUUAUAAGAAUUUUUUAUAACAUCACAAAAAAACAAAAAAUAUGUCGAGAACUACAGCUGGGCAAUGGGUAAAAUUUUUCAAUGCAGCUGGUGUUCCAUCGCCAAUGGCAGCCAUGUAUGCACAUAUAUUUGUUGAAAAUCGCAUCCAAAUCGAUAUGCUGAUGGAUUUAAAUAAGGAAUAUCUUCGUGAAAUGGGAGUGACGUUAAUGGGUGAUAUUAUAGCUAUUUUAAGGCAUUCAAAACGUGUAAAUGAGCAAACAGCUAGAGAAAAGAUUCUCUCGGCAGAACAUCAGCCAUUGCCAGUGGCGGCUGUUGUCGCAAAUCCCGUUGCACCUGAGCGAAAAUCUACAAAAAUUUCUAUAAGCAAUAAAUUCACACCAUCAAUCAACUCGGAAGUUGUACCACUUCCCAAAACUCCUCGCCGAGUUCUGCCCGAACACGAAGGCAAGUAUACAGUCAAACUGCCAUCUGGCACAACCGAACGCAGUAAGGAAAUUCUAGCCAAAAAAGCCAUGCUCUAUGCAGACAAAGAAGCUUCUGGUAAGCCAAAAAUCUUUGAUCGUCUCUCGCGAAGCAUGAACAUCGAUUUCGAAGAUCUAACUAUGCCGAGCAAGAUAAAAAAAUCAUCAACAUCAGUGCACACCGAUCAGAAAGUUAGAAUCACUGGAAUCGGUAGCAAACCAUUAACCUCGACGUCAUCCUCGUCCAUCUUUUCUCGAUUGGGUGGCAAAUCAGAGCCUGAUUAUGAAGAAACAUCAUCUUCAGAGCAUCAUCAUCACAUUAAGCCAAUUUUAAAGAAAUCAUCAAAAGCUAGUAGUUCCUCUGGAUCGAUGUCAGCCAUAUCGAAAGCAAAAUCACAAAAAGUCCUGCUAGUUAAAAAAGUUCCAAUUAAAUUAGAUUCGGAUUACUCGUAUGACUCGGAUGAUGAUGAUGAUGAUGUUCGAAUGGACACAAGCGGCGAUAAAAUUGUCAAGUUUGCAUCCGAAGCUGAAGUUCGAGAGAUUGCUCCUCGUGUUGUCUCUAUUAAGCCUAAAAAUCGUCUAACUACUUGUUCUAAUAUGAAAUCUCGAAUGGGAUCUGGGAUGCAUGCUGAUAGAAUUCAUCGAACAGCAAAGCCAGUUAAACUAAAAUACUCGCCGCCACAAAUGAAAAUUAGUCCUAAUAAAGCUCAAGCGAUUCGUAUGAAAUCUGAUGAGCUAUUAAGAACAGAGAAACCAGUUUAUAGUCGAUUAGGAAUAUCAUCGCCUGUGCGGAGUGGUCUAUCGAAACUUACAAAUCGAAUUGGUCGAGUUAGUUUGGCCAGCAAUUCGAAAUCACAAACUUCGACGAGUUCAUCAUCAUUAUCAUCAUCAUCGUCGAGGAAAAAGACUCCUAGCAAUAAAAGUGGAAGCGUUUUCGAGAGAUUAGGAUUUUCUCGUUAGAGACAAAUGCGAACAGCUAAACUCUAAGCUCCAGAAGUUCUAUUUUUUUUUUUCAACAACGAAAGGAAAGAACUAUUACUUGUAGGAUAGCUGGAGUAGAGCAGUUGAUUGAUUUUUGGGCGCAAGUUCAUUAGUUGAAAACCAACCAGUUUGUAUGUGUGUUUGACUUAAAUAUGCUCUUUUUUGUGACUACAAAGUAGUGUGACCGUAAAUAAAUAAGUAAAAAAAAAUAAAUAUUUUAAUUCAGUAAUAACAGUAAAAA
Messenger RNA from Episyrphus balteatus (marmalade hoverfly), 1880 nucleotides. RefSeq lists its product as uncharacterized. The record is from RefSeq and is a predicted model, not a curated record. Gene Ontology annotation, molecular function: protein binding. The transcript has 5 exons. NCBI's taxonomy places the organism in Eukaryota, Metazoa, Arthropoda, Insecta, Diptera, Syrphidae. The coding region runs from base 239 to 1618 and encodes 459 amino acids. Gene Ontology annotation, cellular component: nucleus.